Messenger RNA from Drosophila hydei, 2584 nucleotides. It is a transcript of the gene numb, whose product is annotated as protein numb. Lineage: Eukaryota; Metazoa; Arthropoda; Insecta; Diptera; Drosophilidae. The record is from RefSeq and is a predicted model, not a curated record. The transcript has 4 exons. Bases 871 to 2577 code for a protein of 568 amino acids.
AACCUCUCUGGAAAGCGCGUCACCCGCUGACCGACAGUUCGCCAGUUCGUCAGUCUGCAUAGUCCACACUUGGUGGUGCUCCGUAAAGCCCAUGUCCGCGUAAUAUUUCAUACCAAGUCGGGGGGUUAAGUUUUAAGGUACUGCUUGAUCAAAUGGUGUUCUAGUGUUACGAAAUCGUGCUGUUUCUCUAUCAUUUGUGGUGCCGUGAAGUUUGUUAAGUGCUUAAGAUAAUAACUAUGUAUAUAUAUAUAUAAAUCAGUAUAUAAAUCGGUAUAGAUUAUAUAAUGCUCGAAACCGGUUUGGUGACCUAAACAAAAAUUAGUUGAACGUGCCAAAUGAUAAUCAAAAAGUUAUUGCAUUACUGGAUUUAAUUGCGCUUGGAUAGAAAUUGAACAGUUCUCCAAAUACAAAUACAAAUACAAUACUUUAAUGCAACAACAGCUACAGCAACAGCAACAGCAACAGCAACUCAUCAAUUAAUUUAAUCAAAGCCCAUAACUCAAAUUUAACGAACAAAUAAAAUUGCGAACGCAACAGCCCAAUAAAUAGAUCAAUAAAAUAAAAUACAAUCAAAUAAUAUAAAACACACAAUAUUUUAACAUAUAUAGAAACUAUCAACACGAGACUGUUACUUGAAAGAUAGGAGAGAAAGAGAGACAACGAGACAGCGAGACAACGAGAAGCAGCUGUCGUGUGACAUCUGGCAACGCUGUCAACGUUGUUCAAAGCUGUAACGGUUAUUGGCAGCAUUUUACUCACGCAAAAGCCAACCCGAAUAACGAGAGCGCGAGAGAGAGGGAGAGAGAGGAAGAGCAGGAGCAGCUGCCAGACGUACGAGAGUGAAGGGGAAAGCGCGAGCAGACCACAGCCAUGGGAAACUCGUCGUCACACACGCACGAACCACUGGAGCGCGGCUUCACACGCGGAAAAUUCGGCGAUGUUAAGAAUGGGAAAUCCGCUUCGUUCCGGUUUAGCAAGAAAUCGCCCAAAAAGAUGGAUCGUCUACGGCGCUCGUUCCGCGACUCGUUUAGACGUCGCAAGGAUCGGGUGCCCGAAUCCUCGAAGCCGCAUCAGUGGCAGGCCGACGAGGAGGCCGUGCGCUCAGCCACCUGCUCCUUCUCAGUGAAGUACUUGGGCUGCGUCGAGGUGUUCGAGUCGCGCGGCAUGCAGGUCUGCGAGGAGGCACUCAAAGUAUUAAGGCAAUCGAGGCGCCGGCCGGUGCGUGGCUUGCUCCAUGUGAGUGGAGAUGGCCUGCGUGUUGUGGACGAUGAGACGAAGGGGCUCAUUGUGGACCAGACCAUUGAGAAGGUGAGCUUCUGUGCGCCAGAUCGGAAUCACGAGCGCGGCUUCAGCUACAUUUGCCGGGAUGGAACCACUCGGCGCUGGAUGUGCCACGGCUUUCUCGCCUGCAAGGACUCCGGCGAGAGGCUGUCGCACGCUGUUGGCUGUGCCUUCGCCGUCUGCCUGGAGCGCAAGCAGCGUCGCGACAAGGAGUGCGGCGUGACAAUGACUUUCGACACAAAGAACUCGACCUUCACGCGCACGGGCUCCUUCCGACAGCAGUCGCUGACCGAGCGCCUGGCCAUGGCCACGGUGGGCAGCAACGAGCGCAGUGUGGAUGGUCCAGCGCUUCCCGGGCCGCCAGCCGCCACUGUGAAGCCGUUUAAUCCGUUCGCCAUCGAGCGGCCACAUGCCACACCGAACAUGCUGGAGCGGCAGAGCUCCUUCCGGCUAAGCACCAUCGGCAGCCAGUCGCCAUUCAAGCGCCAGAUGUCGCUGCGUCUCAACGAUCUUCCGUCCAAUGCGGAUAGGCAGAAGGCCUUCCUGGCCGCUGCCGCCGGCAAUCCAAAUCCACACGCGCUGCACACUCCGCUGCGCAGUGUUUCGCCCAUUGCGGAGGUCUCGCCGGCCAAGACGGGUGGCGAUCCGGCCAUCAUGGCCGCCGACACGGUUAGCCAGCUGUGCCAGGAGCUCAGCCAGGGACUGUCCUUGCUCACGCAGACAGACACACUGCUGGCAGCUGGGGAUGAUCUGAAUUUCAACAACAACCGCAGCAUCAAUCAGAACAUCAUUGCCGCCGAGAAGCAGCAGCAGGUAAUCUCGUACAGCACCAGUGGCAGCGGCAGCAACAGCGCCAGUGGCACGCCCACAGCUCAAGUGCCACCUCGCGUGGCCAGCAUGCCGCCGCCAGUGCACUCGCCCAAGCGUACCAGCUUCGAGCCGGUCGCCGAUGCAGUCGAGCUGCCUAAUGCCGAACAGUGGCUGGGCCAGGUGGUGCGCACCACUUCGCCUGCUAUACCACCUAAACGGCCCAGCUACUUGGCGAACGUGGGACGUGCUCAGACCAUGGCGGCGAGUGCCUCGAAUGGCGGUGGUGCAGGAGCCGAUCCCGAUCCCUUUGACGCAGAGUGGGCAGCCAAUGUGGCAGCGGCUAAGAAAAUGUCGCCGGAUCUGCCGGGAACGGCAACCGGAUCGGGCAUGGGUAUGGGCAUCAACAGCAGCAGCAACAGGCACAGCACGAAUCCGUUUAUCUCACCGCCGAAGGCGUCAGCGCAAACGUUCCAGGUGCAGCUGUAGGAUGGUG